Messenger RNA from Morchella sextelata, 2397 nucleotides. RefSeq lists its product as uncharacterized. Gene Ontology annotation, molecular function: protein binding. Bases 1 to 2397 code for a protein of 798 amino acids. The transcript has 5 exons. NCBI's taxonomy places the organism in Eukaryota, Fungi, Ascomycota, Pezizomycetes, Pezizales, Morchellaceae. The record is from RefSeq and is a predicted model, not a curated record.
AUGGUGGAGAAUAUACUAUCCAAGUAUAAGUCAGAGGAUAGGAUCGGGAUAGCAUAUUUCUACUUCAGUUUUCAAAGUGAGGAAGAGCAAGAUAUCAGUAGCGUUAUCCGUAUCCUUAUCAAACAGCUUUGCCGCUGUACCCAACACGUCCCAUCUUCGCUUGAAGCACUUCACAAACUAUACGGGCAGAGAGACAUCUUGCCCAAACUUUCGGAGCUGAAACAGGAAUUCCUUCAAAUAUCGCAGGCCUUCGACAAGGUCUUUAUUGUCAUUGAUGCUAUGGACGAAUGUCCCAAGGAUAAAAGGAAUCAGUUACUUCCGUAUAUCAGCCAGACUUUGAAGGAAAGUCAAACGAAAAGCGGGACAUCCGCUAUUCUCAAGGUCUUCGUUACUAGCCGUCAACAGAGAGACAUAGAGCGCCAAUUCACGUCGGAUACGUAUGCGGUACUCCCGAUCCGCGCCGGGGGUGUCCUGGAAGACAUUGCUAGAUAUGUCGACAACGAAUUGGAGCAACGUGUGAAUGAUUACUGUGAUAUCGACCAAGAUCUGCGACAGGAGAUUCGGCAAGCGCUUGUUUCUCGAUCCGAUGCGAUCUCGACCAUAUCUACGAUCAACUAUCAAGAGCAGACAUCAUCCACGCUUUGGAGUCACCAGGUCAGGCGUAGGAUCGCAAGGAAGGCAUUGAUCUGGGUGAUGAAUGCAAGAGAGCCCUUGAAUGCUUGCCAGCUAGCCGCCAUCGUCGGGAUUGACGAAUCCUCACAAAGUGCGGUCAAGUGUUCCAAAAAGUACCACCCAAGUGCAAUCAUCGAUGCCUGUUGUGGUCUGCUUGUCAUUGAGGACGGGUGCACUGUAAGGCCAAUCCAUUUCAGUGCAAUAGAGUUUCUCGAGAGCGAGGAUGGUUUCGUCGGUAGCAGUAUCGGAGGUGAGAUUGAGAUUGUGACAACAUGCGCCUAUUUCCUCCGUUGCAAGGAUUUCAGUCUACUGGAAAAGACCCAAUGGUUUUCUGAAAUGAGGGACUGGAAACUGGAUUUAUCCUAUAUACUUCGUGAAUGGCACUACCACCUCCGUCUCAUUAAUACACCCCUACCCGAAACCGUGAAGUCUCUUAUACGGGCGUUGUUGGAAUCCGAUAUUGACUGGUGGACCCGUUAUACUCCAUGGAUGACUUUAGUUGCUGAUUCAGAGCCCGGACAGGCGCCUUUUGUAAUUUGCGCGGGGCCCGGUCUCUUGGAUUUCUACAGGCAAAUAUAUCAUGAUCAAGAGGAUGAUCUUCUGCCCGUUAUCAACGGCGAAGUGUUGGCGAAAGCUUUGGAAGUCUACACGUACCUUGGCCAUGGGGAGGGCAAAGCUACAAUGUUGAAGGAGAUGGCGGUUGCGCUCGGCAACACAGAUCAGGAGGAAAGAUUUUGGCAUCUGCUGUUGCCAUUUACAGUUAAGCAAAAGAUGUACAGCUCAUUGCAGCAACUACUGGACCAAGCAAAAGAUAAGCCCUGGAAAGGUCAGACGAUUAGUGAAUUCUGGCAGGCAAUGGCUAGUUUCGGAGACGAAAGGGUGCUCGAAAUAUUAAUAAAAAACAAUAUCGACAUUCAGUACAGCAAUGACUACUCUGCCUCUCUUCUCCAGCACGUGGCUGCCGUAGCUUCCGGGGAAUUGGAGCUUCUUUUCAUGUUUUUGUCGGAGGAGAUUGAUGUUAAUUCCGAGGGCGGGAAAUAUGGAACGGCUCUCCAAACGGCUCUUGCUGGUUAUCUCCAGCGGAAGAAAUACAAUGAUGACGUCAAGGAAGAGACUUUACCUAUUAUCCAUCAUCUGAUCCUUAAGGGCGUACAUAUUGACGCCAGGGAGCGAUUGCGAAACCCCAUUCAAGAUCGAGAAGACGAUACCGUGCUCUCCAACGCAGCACGCUUUGGGGAUACCCGGUUUGUAUCGGUUCUUCUUGAGAAGAAUGCAGACCCAAACAUCACCAGUGGUGAGCUCGGAGCUCCCCUCAUCGCUGCAGCAUCUCGAGGAGAGUGUGAGAUGGUGGGUUGUCUGCUGGAAUACAACGCCGAUAUCCACGCUAGAGGCAUGAUUUUUGGCUUUCCUCUUGAGGCAGCAGAAACCCCAUACAAAUGGUUCCAAGCAUUAAUGGUGGAGACCGGAUGCUGUGCCAGCAAGGAUGAGCAAGCAGUUGCCUUCCACAAAUACCUUUGCUCGGAUCCUGCUCGCGCGGAGGUUUUCAGCAUGUUUGACUUGGACUAUGUGUCGGAAGCGAAGCUGGUUGCGAGCAAGGUUUUGCGUAAUCACGAGACGCUUGUUUCGAUGCUGAAAAACAGGAGCGACUUCGUAAAGGAGCUCGGUCUUCCAUCGGAUACUUGUGAACCUGCCGAUGGUACACGUGAUGAGGGGAGAUGCUAUUAG